Messenger RNA from Spirometra erinaceieuropaei, 1928 nucleotides. NCBI's taxonomy places the organism in Eukaryota, Metazoa, Platyhelminthes, Cestoda, Diphyllobothriidea, Diphyllobothriidae. The record is from the annotation of a GenBank genome assembly.
AUGAUCCUACUGCAUGUCGUCUUGAUUUUCUCUGUUAUUACUCGCGGUAUGUUUGACCCUUGCAUGCAGUCGCAGCAUCAAUCCUCAACACUUGCACAUUAACACUAUAGAGUUCUUGCAAUUCUCAUUGAUUUGCACAUUUACCAGCAAAUUUACUGUCCAACUUAAUUGACUAUUAGAAACUCCUGUCAGAAUGCAGAAAAUCACAUUAAUUCUAUUUUUGGAUAAAAUAAUUUUUCUUUCAGUACGGGCUGGUGAAGAGCCAACGUAUAAAAUAUGCAAACAACAGCAGACCGAAUGCAAGAUUGUGAGCUACAGAGUGGGCGAUGCGAGUAAGGGUCGUCUCUGCCGCGAAGCCUGUGGAAAGCAGCGAGGUAGGUCUCAUCGCAACAUGUUGCAUCUUCCUCAAGCAAUAUCUGCUCGUCUACAGUGCUCGAAGUAUAGAUAGCGAAAUCAUAAAUGUCCUCUCGUUGGUUUAGGGGAACUAAAAAAUAAAUGGACCGCCUACUAUUGUGAAGGAAGUGACGAAAAUUGCAACGCGUAUGACGUUUACGGACGCGACGAAUUCGACACGGCUUUCGAUAGACACGUUAUGUGUGUUCAAAUGUGUCACUUUGUAGCGAAAGGUGAAUUUCUAAAUUGCGCUCAUUUUUUUCCAUCUGCACUUUCACUUGAUAACACUGUUGGCCCUUUUUUGACUUGAAAUGGGUUUUCUUCUAAAGGAAAAUGCUAUGCGUACCAUGCAGUGCAUUGUUUAUUUUCAGUUCAACACAAUUCGGAGAGCGCCCUCAAACUUUGCUCGGAAGAUAAGCAGGAUUGCAUCGAAAUAAAGAGGGUAGGUGGGACGUUUGAUGCCUUCAACAGAUGCGCUUUCAAAUGUGAUGGCUGGCCAAAGUGUAAGUUGUUAUUUUUAUUUACAUAUAGCUCAUUCUUCAUCGUCUUUCAGUGCUGCUAUUCCUGCUGUAAUUUGAUUUCUUACAGUGAAAAACACGGAUAUGCACAAAAUCUCUGUCUGCUGCAGUGGCGACAAAUGUCAGGAGGGCAGAUAUUUUACCGAGCCAAAUAAAGAAAAUCCGUUCGUCGACUUGAAGGGAUGUUUCAAUUCUUGUCUUGAAGGUAUUCUUACACUAGUAUUGCUUAUACUAGCGACAUUUUCUGCAACUGGGCUUGAAAAUAUGCGCGAUAGAAGGGAAGAUGCGAGUUCCAGAAUCUGGUUGGUAAGACGUAGAAGCGAUCGUUGGAUCAAAGGCUUUAUGUGCCUAACGUCUGGCAUUCCCGCUUGAAGGCAGUUUCUGUCACUGUUUCUAAUAAUAGAUUAAGGUGAGAAUUCGAAACGUCAAGCAAGUGAAGCCCUUGUUCCAGCGAUCGCUUCUUCUUCCACAUUUGAGCAUAGUUGUGGCACUAAUGCUUACCACCAGAGACAUUGAAUGCUGUCAGAUAAAAGUAUGUCUAAAGACAGAUCAUGAUCCUAUUUACGGUUGUGCCACGUUGGCGUUCCGUUGUAAAUUUCUUACAACGAUUUUAUUCUUACGUACUCGGUUCACAACGCAAAAAAAGAGGGAAAUUUUUGAAAGCGGGGGAAAAAAUUGUCAUUAAAUAGCAAACGUCUCCAAUUUCAUAUGUCCUUACAGCUAGAAACUGUCAAAUGCUUACUAUUAUAUUUGUACACGUGUUUGUGAAUGCUAGAGAGCAUUUAUCCAUAUUGCGAAUUUUGAUCGAAAAGCUUUUAAUUCAAAAAAUGGUUACAAUGCAUCUAAAAGUCGUUAACUGAAACUCUGAUAAACACAAUGAUUUUUCGUACGCAAACUAAAUCUCCGGAUUAUUUUAUUUGUAGACGUGUUUGUUAAUUUAAGUGAACAGUUAUCCAUAUUUUGCAUUGUGUGCCAUUUCUAAAACAUAUUACUUUUACUUUAGGAAAAAGGUUUUAG